Molecule: messenger RNA, 798 nt
Organism: Penicillium digitatum Pd1
Lineage: Eukaryota; Fungi; Ascomycota; Eurotiomycetes; Eurotiales; Aspergillaceae
Source: RefSeq, a predicted model, not a curated record
AUGUCCAAGGACAUUGGAGAGUACAUCGGGUCCAGUGAUCUGGAUAAUUUUCACCGCACACGGAGAUAUCGCGGUGAGCUCAGCGCGAUUUUGGAGCUCGAUAUCCCGCUGGACAACAUUUUCCAUCCUCGCCCCCAGCUUGUAACUUGGAGAAACGAACUGAGCGACAAAUUCAAUCGUUGCUGGGCAAUAUUGGGCUAUGUCUCGUGGAUACCCUACCUAAAAUCCUGGGAAACGGCUCUGGGAUUUUUCGCAUCGUCAAAAAGCAAGGCGAUCAUUUACGACAGCGGAAUACCGACAAAACCGAAACCACGACCCAACCACCUGACACUAUCUCAGCAAUGUCCCAUUUCAUCCCUCGAGCGAAGAAUUAAAGCCCCUAUUCCUUUGCAAGUCAAGGUAGCCUGGGACAGGAACGACAACACACACAGAAACAUGAAUCUGUGUCGGGUCCUCACAGCUGUCGCACGUGACGGGAAGGUGCUCCCCCAGAGAGAUCAAAUGAUGACACAAGACCCUCGGGCAUGCAGAACAGGCGCAUCUUUUCGGGAUCUCAUUCGACAUAUGAUGUGUUGUGGUGGUUAUGGAUUGAACUUGUGUGACAUGAAGCUGUCGUAUUGCGCGGAAACAGAAAAUUGUUAUUAUGAGAUCGACGCUUUCCGAACUCAGUGGAAGGUACUGCAAGGAAUAUUUUCAGACGCUGCAAACUCGAAUUUUGUGAUUUGGGUACUUCUGGAUGUCCACGAUUACCGAAAUGGGGAGAUCUAUGAGACGACUGAACUACCACCAGUGUAUUGA